Stegostoma tigrinum is the source of this 2070-nucleotide messenger RNA. RefSeq lists its product as uncharacterized. NCBI's taxonomy places the organism in Eukaryota, Metazoa, Chordata, Chondrichthyes, Orectolobiformes, Stegostomatidae. The record is from RefSeq and is a predicted model, not a curated record. Bases 73 to 843 code for a protein of 256 amino acids. The transcript has 2 exons.
CCCAGGCAUUCCAGCCUGAAGUUAGAGGACGUCAAGUGUUACAAGUGCACCUGAAAAUAUCCACUAGUUUAGAUGAUAAUACCAAAUAAUUGGGUUUGUCCAUUUUUCAUCACAUUUGGAGCAUGUAUGAUAUUAGCAACUGUCGCCUGUUGUCUGUUUCACUUGAGAAAGACAAGAAAUCGGAAAAAAGAGAUAACAGAAUGGGUGAAUGCCAUGAAAUACGGGGGGAAAGUGUAUCAUCCAUUAUUGCACUGGAUUAAGAACAAUAGUGACUUAUCCAUUAAAACAAGAUUGUAUUCCACGGGAAAUGAGGAAUGCAAGAAAAGAAAGGUUUGGAAAACUCGUGCCAUAUUACCUGUGAGAUAUGCAAAGAAAGUGGAGGAACCAGGUAUGCUUAAUUGUGAAGCAGGUGACUGUAAUGGUAUGCAGGUUGGAAAUAAGCCUUUCCCCAAGUCACCAGUGUACGUUGCUUCUGGUGAAGCUAGUUACCUGCAUUUUCAUACUAACAAUGAAGGAGCCAACCAUAGGUCUUUUUUUCGUGAGAAAUCGCAACAGCAAGUCUUUUCAACCCCUCUCUUUGGGGAUGAAAAAGUUUCUGAUUGUCACAGAUAUGUGAUGAAAACUGAUGGACAGCAGUCUCCCAUACCUUGUCCAGAUAUAAGUGAUUCAUUGAGCUCUUCAGACAACCCAGAGUACUCAGCUUCUAUUUCAACUCAACGGUCCGAUUUAAAGCCUGCAAAGCAUGAGGCAUCAACCGUGACAAAGGAGCGGUGUCAGACACCAACAUUGUCAGAAUCAAACUCAGAUACUCAGAAAUCUAAUGUUUAUUCAGUCCCUUUGUGAAAUUGUUUUGUGUUCUUUUAAAUUCUAAAUGCUCACAGUAUUGGGUAUAAUCAAAACCAGUUAACUUGCCAACUUAUGGUGUUCUAAAAAAAGUCUCCACUAUUUCAAGAUUCCACUACUCCCACAGCUGAGUAAUCAGCAUGUUUUUUGAUCCAUUCUUCCCUCAAUCAAUUCCAGCUCUGUCAAAAGUAUUAUCUUCAAAUUUUACUUUGUAAUUCAGUAACUUUCAUGUAGUCUGAUUCACAUCUGGUGUGGCCUAUUCAAGAACUUUCAUGCACUUCAUAAGAUAUAUUUACUUUGGCUUACAUGUAUACAAGUUAAACAGCUUGUGUUUUUAAUGGUUAGUUUCAAAAUUAAAGGACAUUUUGAUUUUUAGUGCAGCAUAAUUGUGGAUUGAAGUGCAAAUCUAUUGUUUCAAUAAUAAAUACAAUUCAAUUCCUUUUGAUCCAAACUUAAAUGUUUAACACUGUUUCUUUAUCAUUCUAAACUGGUAGGUGCAUUUAGACAUGUAUUAUCUCCUUUUCAUGCUUUAAUUCCAGGGCAAGAUGAAGUGUUUUAAAAUGUUUUCUAAUCUAAAGUAAUGUUUGCCUCCAUCUGUAGAAGAGGGAUUGUUCUAGAUAGGAGUAAGCCUAGACUAGUUAUCCAGAGAACCAGGCUAUUGCUCAACAAGAUGAGUUUGAAUCCAAUCUCAAAAUGAAGAAAUUUGAAUUCAAUUAAUUGAUAAAUGUGGAUGCUAAUGGUGAUCAUGAAACUAUUGUAAAAAUUCAGCGGCUUCAUUGAUGCCCUCUAUGGGGAAAGAAUGAUCUGGUCUACAUAUAACUCCAGGCCCACAUCAAUAUAGUUAACUCUUAAAUUGUCUAGCAAGAUUCAGUUGCAGCAAACCACUUCCACUAAGGAAUGAAAUUGGAAGGACCACCCAGCAUGUAUAAUAGCAACGACCUCCUUACUAAUAUCUAGGUGCCAAUUCAUUCACUCCACAUGAUGUCAAUAAAUUCCCAAAGCCCCUGAAUACUGCAAAGUCUGGGAGGCUUGACAACAUUCUGACAAAAGUACUAAAUGUUUGUGUUCCAGAACUAGCCACACCUCCAGCUCAGUUCCAGCAUGACAAUACAACUGAUGUUUGAGAAGAUAGAAAAUCACCCUGGCAUAUCCUGUCCACAAAAUACAGGACAAAUUUAACCUAAUUAAUUACUGUUUACCUGUCUGCACUUAAUCAGCAAAAUGUUG